AUGAUCGCCACCCUGAUCUUUAGCGUCAUCGCGAGCUUCGCCAUCUAUCAGAUAACCUGGAGAUAUCGUAGUCUACAGCAAAAUGUCGCGCUCGCAAAGAGCUCGGGAUUACCUGUGAUUGUAGCGCCAUGGCACAUGUUCAGUAUCUUCUGGCUGUCAACUUUCAAGUUAUGGACGCCAUUGCUGCAGAGAUUUGUGCCAGAACCACUAAGAGGCAUGUGGAUGGACAUCCUGCAUCCGGAAUGGGGUUAUAUGAGCGGUCAUGAGCCCUUCAAAAAGAUGGGGAUGGACGUGUUCAUUGUGGCUUCUCCUACCAGAAAUACUGUCUACGUGGCCGAUGCGGAGGCCGUCAACCAGAUUACCAGCCGCCGCAAUGAUUUUCCCAAGCCUCUUGAGAUGUACGGGUCACUGGACAUUUACGGAAAGAAUCUUGUGUCUACUGAGGGGUCAGAUUGGCGUGCACACCGUAAACUUGUGGCACCGAGCUUCGGUGACAAGAACAAUCAACUCGUGUUCAAUGAGACUAUUCACCACGCAACGUCGAUGCUCGAUCUGUGGGCUGGGCCUGAUGGUAAAGGAAACCUGACCGUGGCUGACCCUUCUGUCGCCGCAAUGAACUUUGCUCUCUAUGUUAUUAGUGGUGCAGGUUUCGACGUACGCGUAGUGUGGCCGCACGAAGAGGGCAAGAAACCAAAGACUAAGAAGGGUGGAGAAGACUCGAUCUUCGUAGGAUCCGAAGCACCUCCAGGCCACACCAUGAACUAUAGGGAAGCUCUUAGCGAACUGCUCCACAACAUCAUGUGGACUCAGAUUAUGCCUAUCAAGUGGCUUUCGCGAUCACCAGUCAAAGUCCAUCGUACAGUCGGAGAGGCUGUAGGCGAAUGGGGAAAGUACAUGAACGAGAUUUACGAAAAGAAGAAGACCCAGGUUGAAUCCGGCGAUGAUACAAAAGAAGGCAUGGAUCUCUUUGAUGCUCUGAUUCGAGGAAGCGGCAUUACCAAGGAGGAGGGCUCGACGAUUACGAAGAGCGAUUUGCUGGGCAACGCUUUCGUAGUAAUGCUGGCUGGUCACGAAACGACAGCCAACACACUACAUUUCUCGAUGAUAUUCCUCGCAAUGAACUGGGCGUCCCAGAAGCGGCUACAGGAAGACAUCGACAAGAUAUUUGCGGGUAAGCCGAUGGACGAAUGGAAAUUUGAGGAGCAUUUCCAACCCCUUUUCGGUGGUAUGGCGGCAGCUGUCAUGAACGAGACAUUACGCAUUCUACAACCCAUCGUCAACAUCCCAAAGUCUACUGCGCCGGGUCAACCCCGGCCAUUAAAUGUUGGAGGCCAACAAUACAUGAUACCUGGAGAUACACAUAUCUUCCUUAGUGCGGCUAUCCACCGCAAUCCUAAAUACUGGCCAGCACCAUCUGAUGGAUCGAAUAAGAACGGGAUCCCGGACGUAGACUGUUUCCGACCUGAACGCUGGCUCGUCGACACUAAGCCUGACAACGACUUUGUCGACAUCAAUUACGAUGAUGAAGAUUUACGUGGACCAUCAGGAGAAGACACUUCAGCUCAACUCUUCAAGCCCGUCAAAGGUUCAUACAUCCCCUUCAGCGAUGGCUUUCGAUCAUGCAUUGGCCGACGUUUCGCUCAAGUUGAGAUUCUUGCCGUGCUGGCUGCGAUCUUCUCGCAGUAUAGCGUUGAGCUUGCAGUAGAUGACUUCGCUAGUGACGAAGAAGUAGAGAAGAUGCCAAAAGGAGGCAAGGAGAGGAGAGAGCUAUACCGAAAGGCUGAGGAUAGAGCCAAUGACUUCCUCAAGAACAAAGUGGCGAGCAUUGUCACGCUACAGUUGAGGGGCGUGUCUAUACCCAUCAGGUUGAUGAAGAGAGGAGAGGAAAGGUUCGCCUUCGACUAG
This is a messenger RNA of Alternaria arborescens, 1905 nucleotides long. RefSeq lists its product as hypothetical. Lineage: Eukaryota; Fungi; Ascomycota; Dothideomycetes; Pleosporales; Pleosporaceae. Bases 1 to 1905 code for a protein of 634 amino acids. The record is from RefSeq and is a predicted model, not a curated record. The transcript is spliced from 3 exons. Gene Ontology annotation, molecular function: heme binding; monooxygenase activity; iron ion binding.